AGAAAAAAAACCAAUAAAUAAAGAUUCCACGACCACAAUUGCAAACCCGAAAAUUUCGUCCACCGUCGCAUAUCUCCGGUUGAUUUCCUCGUUCGGCCACCGGCGAGAAAAUGACGUCUUCAUCACCGAAGUCUUUACCAGGUUCUGCAACUAAAGACAUCGUUCUUGGAAAUCCCAUCCCUCCCGAUGAUGACUCUCCGGUACACUGAUGAUGUUAAAACGUUCAUCACUUCACCUCUGCAACCAGAUUUUGUAGAGAUUUGCUGAUUUUGUACAGAGCUUUCAAGGAUGGGGAAGACGAAUGUAUUAUCCAAGAUUAGAGCUUUCAAUGGCGUCAAUAGACCCAUCUAUGUGUUGGCUGGUUUGGCUUUUCUUAUCUCUGUUGCUACAUUAGCUAAGUUCAACUACAUCACACCUCUACGCUUCUCUGAUCGGUUCUGUAACUCUCACGGAAGCUUUGAGGGGGACAACUAUAAUAUCGGAAGCCAAAUGAGGAAGACGAUCGAAUCCGCCAUUUUUAAAAUCCACCAAGAAAUGGAUGAUCUCAAGGCUUUAGAAGCUAAUUCUUCUUCAGCUUCUGGAUCUAUGUUUAGGCAUGUAGCUUUCCUUGCGGAUGUUCUUUCACUGGUCCAGUCAGUUCAUUUGGACUUGCCUUCGUUCGAAGAGAGAUUCGUAGAUCAUCCCUUGAAGCAGCUGAACGGUGACCCGGGAGAGCAUUUCAUGAGAGAGGAGAUAAAGAAGUACAUAAAAAUCAAACCAAACCGGCUUGGGAAGCAGAACUUCAUGGGAGCUAACGGAACAUUCACCUCGAUCGGACACGCUUGUUUCGCGAUGAAGAAAGAUCUUGAAGAGUAUAUGGACUACGAUGUUGGCGAAAUCUGCAACGACGAUUGGAGGUUAGCUCAGAAGCUUAUGGUUCAUGGAUGUGAUCCUCUUCCUAGAAGAAGGUGCUUCUCCCGUGCACCGCAGUUGUAUCACAAACCGUUUCCGAUCAACGAGUCUCUAUGGAAGCUGCCGGAUAAUAGGAAUGUGAGAUGGGGGCACUAUAAGUGCAAGAACUUCGCUUGCCUCGCUAGCAACACAACAGCACGAAAAGGGUUCUUCAAAUGCACUGAUUGCUUCAACCUCACGCAUCAUGAAUCGCCUAGAUGGCUUAACCGAGGAGAAAUCGAUCCUGAGACGAACCAAACUGCAGAUUUCUCGAUAGCCGAAGUACUCGAGAUUAAACCGGGAGAGAUGAGAAUCGGAUUGGACUUCAGCAUUGGCACGGGAACUUUCGCAGCGAGGAUGAGAGAACAGAACGUUACGAUUGUAUCAGCAACCAUCAACCUCGGCGCUCCAUUCAACGAGAUGAUCGCUCUGCGCGGUUUAGUCCCGUUGUAUCUAACCGUGAACCAACGGCUACCGUUCUUUGACAGCACGCUUGAUAUGAUUCAUACGACGAGGUUUCUUGAUGGAUGGAUCGAUCUAAUACUUCUUGAUUUCGUGCUGUUUGAUUGGGACAGGGUUUUAAGACCAGGUGGAUUGUUGUGGAUCGAUGGCUUCUUUUGUCUCAAAGAGGAUUUGGAUGAUUAUGCUGAAGCUUUCAAAGCGUUGAGGUAUAGGAAACAUAAGUGGGUUGUGGUGCCUAAGAAAGAUAAAGAUGAUAAAGAAGUUUUCUUCUCUGCUGUGUUAGAGAAACCUCCAAGACCCUUUAGAUGAUUGACCAUUAUUCAUUGCAUAGGCUAUGUGUGUUUACAAUAUUGUCUUUGUACUAAUAUUCUUACUGUAUUAAACAAAAAAUUACAGAAAAUGUCAAAAUAAAUUGAGAUGUAUUUUUAGUUAUAUGUUUUGUAAUGAAAAAUAUGGAAGAUUCCAUUAUGAUGCGGUAACUUAUGU
This is a messenger RNA of Camelina sativa (false flax), 1878 nucleotides long. Its product is annotated as putative methyltransferase At1g29790. Gene Ontology annotation, molecular function: methyltransferase activity. Lineage: Eukaryota; Viridiplantae; Streptophyta; Magnoliopsida; Brassicales; Brassicaceae. The record is from RefSeq and is a predicted model, not a curated record.